AAUUUUUAUGAACGUUGUUGUGGUUUGUCUCGACGCCGCUGGUUUCAGCUGGUGACCUGACCAUUCUGUGCUCAACAUCAGUAGCUUUUCCUUCACCUCUGUAUGUUUCUUGUCUUUGAUUGAUGGGGAUUUCCAGCGUUGGCUAUAAGAGAUUCGUUUCUUGAUUUCGGAAAAAUAAGCGAUCAUGUCAAUGCUAGAUCGAGUGAAGAAUGCUGUCUUGGGCAACCCUGUAGAACGAGAGUAUGACAUUGGGAAACAUAUUGCCAGCGCUGGACCGCAGCUGCAAUGGAAGAUCCACCAGGGAACACGAAAAAGCACGCAAAAGGCGGUCAGUGUGUUCAUCUUCCAGAAGCGCUCCCCGACUCUCGACAAGAUGGACAAAAAGUCUCGAGAGAAGCUGUUCGAGGUGAUGCGUCGCGGGCCGCAGCAGUUGGCUAAACUCCGGCAUCCACUGCUUUUGACAAUAGAUCAUGCUCUGGAGGAAACUCGUGACGUACUGGUGUUCGCCACCGAACCAGUACAGUGCUGCGUCGCAAACGUUCUCGGAAACUACACCAACUUGCCGCAGCCUCUGCCGUUCGCCAUCAAGAACUUCGAGAUGGAUGACGUCGAAAUCCGCAUUGGCAUGCUUGCGGUACUGGGAGGCCUGCAGUUCUUACACAAUGAUGCUAAACUGAUCCAUGGCAACGUUACACCGGAGAGUAUUGUUGUCGUACAGUCGGGUGCUUGGAAGCUGGCUGGUUUCCACUUCCACACAUUCCAGCGAUAUCAACAAAAUGAGGGCAUAAAGGUGUCUGAAUACGACAGCAAAGCGUCCAUCAGCGAGCCAAACCUGGACUAUGUGUCUCCCGAGCGGGUGCUGAACCGCACAAUGGACACCAUGUCGGAUAUCUGGUCGUACGGCGUCACCCUGCACACGGUCUACAACAAAGGACAAGUACCGGCUGCAAGCAACAACAACUUGCUGUCCUACAAGCAAAAUAUUGAGACGAUCAGUCGCAUGGCGUCGGCCGGCUUCGGGAACAUUCCCCUGGAUGCGCGCGAUCAUCUCAAGCACUGCUUGUCGAUGGAGCCGACGGUGCGGCCUGACGCGCUGGCCUCCUCAAAGAUUCCGUUUUACAACGACAGUCGCCUGCAGAUCCUCCAGUACCUGGAAACGCUGAUGCAGCGUCCUGACCUCGAGAAGUCGCAGUUCUUCAAGAAUCUGCACAAGGUCCUGGGAAAGCUGCCAAAGCGUGUGACACUCAACCGGGUCCUGCCAGCGGUCUUUCAGGAGUUCAAAAAGCCGGCUAUGAUCCCGUUUGCACUGCCCAAUGUACUGAUCGUGGUUCAGGACUGUACCCUGGACGAGUAUGCGCUUCAUGUCUGGCCGUCGCUCAAGAGUGUUUUCACGUUACAGGAGCCUAUACAGAUCAUGUUGUUGUUACUACAGAAGAUGGACCUCUUGUUGACGAAGACAGCCCAGCAUGAUGUUAAACACCACAUCUUGCCCAUGAUCUAUCGUGCGCUCGAAUCCGGAAAUCAAGUCAUUCAGGAACUGGUGGUAACAAUCCUGCCCAACUUUGCCUCCAUGGUCGACUACAGCAGCCUCAAGCAUCACAUGGUCCCACGCAUCACCAACCUCUGCCUCUCCACAUCUUUCCUGAAGAUCCGUGUCAAUGCGCUGGUUUGCAUUGGGCGUAUCCUGGACCACAUGGACAAGUGGAUGGUGCAGGAAUCCAUUCUGCCUGUACUGCAACAGAUCCCAUCCCGGGAAGCCGGUGUCCUAAUGGCCAUUCUCGGUAUCUACAGGGAGAUUCUGAACAAUAAGAAGCUGGGUCUGGAGAAGCUACAGGUUGCCACUGUGGUCUUGCCCUUCCUAGUUCCGUUGUCAGUCGAGCCCAGUCUCAAUGCGACACAGUUUGGCACCUUCAUGUCGGUGAUCCGUGACAUGCUGCACGCUGUGGAGAUGGAGCACAUGGCUCAACUCAAGGAGGCCGGCCAGAUGGAGUCAGAAGUAGAAGCAUCGCUGCAGUACGCGCAAGAAGCAGAAGACGCCGUCGCGAUGGACGACAUGAUCAACCGCAUGGAGGAGAUGUUUACACCCGGUGGUGAUGCUGGGAAUGCAGCUCAAGCACCGGCGCAGGCUGCCGCUCCGACUUCGUCUGGCGGUGCAGUGAUGCAACCGUUUGGAAUCGGACCUCCUGCUGUUGCUGCUGCAUCUGCCACAUCAUCCGGAGAGGUGAUGGCACCACUGCAGCCACCACCAUCAGCCACGCCACCAAUCGGCAGUGUUUCCGGCGGCAAUGGUUUUGCUAGUAAUGGCGCUGGUGUGAUCAGCUCCUCGGGACCGGCCGGACCGUCGCUCAGUGACAUCUUUGGCAGCACGCUGGAGCCGAUCGGAGCUCGACCUGUUGCCCCUGCCCCCGUUGCUGCUGGCAUCUCUGCUCCUGCGCCCAUGCAUGCUGCUGCACCUGCGCCCAUGCAUGCUGCUGCACCUGCACCCAUGCAUGCGGCUGCACCUGCUCCGGCUCCCGUUGCUGGAGGUCUGGAUGAGAAUCCGUUUGCUUCGCCACUGCCUCCUUCAGCUGCUCCUGCUCCAACACCGGCAGCAUCCUGGUCAAGUGGCCUACAGAGCCAGGCCACAUUGGAGAAGCAGCGUGCCGAUCAAGAGCGUGAACGCGAGCGCCAGCGACUUGAAGCGGAACGACAGCGCGAGGAAGAGCGGAGACGAGCAAUACAGGAACAGCAGCGCAAAGAAGAGGAGCGCAAACGACAAGAACAACUCCGGCGCCAAGAAGAGGAGCGCAAGAAACAGGAGGAAGAGCGGAGGCGGCAGCAAGAACAGCAGCGCAUCCAACAGCAACAGCAGCAGGAAAAGCUCCGGCAGCAGCAGCAACAACAGCAGCAGCAGUCCAUGCAAGGAUGGGGUGCAAUGUCCACGUCGACGACAGCGAACACGUCGCAGAACGGCAUGGGCUGGGGCAGUGGACUGCAGACGCAGGGGAUGGCAACAUCCAGUCAGCCUACAUCAUCGGCGGCGGCGACGAAUACCGGCUGGGGGUCCACCUCCAUGACACCGUCGUCUUCCCAGUCCGGCGGUAUGAUGUCCAUGGGCCAGCCGUUGCAGCCGCAAGCUGCCGGCAGCAUGUCCUUCGGAGUAAGCCACACGGGCCAGCAGCCGCAGCAGAAUCGUCCGCAACAGCAAGGCAUGCAGCAGCCGAUGAUGCCGAUGAGCGGGGCUGGCGGCAGUUCCAUGUCACAACCCCUCCAGCCCGCGCAGGCGUCCGGUUUCGGCCAAGCUGGUGCCGGCAUGUCCUCCGGAUUUGGUCAGAUGUCCCAGCAGCCCAUGCAGCCAUCGCCGGCUGCUUCGGGCUUUGGUCAGCAGGGAUCCUUUCAGGCUGGCGGUGGUGCGCAACAGCAAUCAAUGAACUCCGGUCUAUUUGCUGGCAUGGUGUCUUCACAGCCAAUGCAGCCUUCGAAGCCGGCAUCAAAUGCAUUUAGCGGCGGCAUCGAAGAUUGGCUCGGCUGAAUUUCGAAUGCACAAACAACGUACGUAUGCAGUUUUAACUGCACCACACCAACACCUGCUAAGAACAAAUGAACUGUCCUUGAAUAAAUCCUGUUAUUUGAUACCCAUGACAACUUCCCGUCACAUUACUCUACUUUGGAUUGGUGCGUGCUUCAUAGUUAUUGGUUUUUUUUACUCCACUCAUCAAAUCAAACUUCCUUAUCAUAAUAUUGUAGCUCUUUCUUUGGAUAUUCUCUCUCCUUUCUCACUCAACUGCGUACGGAUAAUGAACAUAGAAUGUUGCCAAGCUGGGGACGCCUGCUUUUCUGCUGCACUGGCUGGGCACCAUGGCAUUGGCACUUUGAAGACGAUCAUAAAACUAUUACUUCAACUUCAAGUAUGUCAUGUCACUAUAAUUAUAUCCUUGACGUGUCCGAAUAAGGACAUAGCUGUUACCACGGCUACAUAAUUAUACUGACGCCAAAGGGCUCUGUAAGGAGCUGCCAUUCCCUACAUACACUGGCACUGUCAGAUAAAUGUUUUAGCAGCGACUGCAGCGCAGACACUGUAGAACAUCUAUACAAAUCACGCUUUAAAACGGGCUUCUUUGCCCACGCUAGCUGCUUCCAGUUGAUAAUAAUAAUUAUUAUUAUUGCUUUCCUAUCCUUUGGUGUUGCUUGUUACAGCUGUUCUCCCUCCUGUUCUCUUUUCUCUUUCUUUUCUUAAAGUCUUCUUUGAUGUCACUUUUGAAAGCAUGCGCAUAUGCCGCUUCAUUUGAAUGAUUCCAUCCUGUAUCAGAGAAAGUAAUUCAUUUUUCAAAGUACAUGUCCAAUAUAAGUUAA
This is a messenger RNA of Sycon ciliatum, 4332 nucleotides long. Its product is annotated as SCY1-like protein 2. Bases 185 to 3511 code for a protein of 1108 amino acids. Gene Ontology annotation, molecular function: ATP binding; protein kinase activity. Lineage: Eukaryota; Metazoa; Porifera; Calcarea; Leucosolenida; Sycettidae. The record is from RefSeq and is a predicted model, not a curated record. Gene Ontology annotation, biological process: protein phosphorylation. The transcript has 19 exons.